AGAUGCGGAAAUACACAAUUCCAAGAGAGAGAGAGAGAGAGGAGGGGCUAGGGUUUUGGCGUCCGAAAUCGCAGACAUCGACGCCGCCGCAUCCAACUCCGGCGAGCAAGAAGAUUUGCGGCGGCGCGGCCCCUAAUCUCCUCUCUCGGCAGCGCAGAUGGCGUCCGGCGGCCCGGCGCUCGAGUCGCUCGUCGACCAGGUCAUAUCCGUCAUCACCAACGAUGGCCGCAACAUUGUGGGCACGCUCAGAGGAUUUGACCAGGCCACCAACAUUAUCCUCGACGAGUCCCACGAGAGGGUCUAUUCUACGAAGGAGGGAGUCCAACAACUUGUUCUCGGUUUGUACAUUAUCAGAGGAGACAACAUAAGCGUUGUGGGUGAGGUGGAUGAAGACCUGGAUGCAAGGUUGGAUCUGUCGAAGCUAAGAGCGCACCCGCUGAAGCCGGUCAUCCACUGACCGCUGCUACGAGAUCAGAUGCGCUUGUUUGCUGGGUGGCUUGUGGACUGUUCUGAUUAUUGUUGAAUGCGGGAUGUAGCAUCGUCGUCGAGGGUGACUGAGUAAUAUGAACACUGUAUCUUGCUUACUAUUGUGAAUCAAUGAAUGUGUGUUGGGUUGCACGUA
This is a messenger RNA of Panicum hallii, 622 nucleotides long. Its product is annotated as sm-like protein LSM8. NCBI's taxonomy places the organism in Eukaryota, Viridiplantae, Streptophyta, Magnoliopsida, Poales, Poaceae. Bases 158 to 457 code for a protein of 99 amino acids. Gene Ontology annotation, molecular function: RNA binding. Gene Ontology annotation, cellular component: precatalytic spliceosome; U4/U6 x U5 tri-snRNP complex; U6 snRNP. The transcript is spliced from 5 exons. Gene Ontology annotation, biological process: mRNA splicing, via spliceosome. The record is from RefSeq and is a predicted model, not a curated record.